AUGGCUAUUCGCUUUCCGAGGAUUGCUCAUGGUAAGCAAAUGCCCCGACGAGCUACCGAGGGUUCGGACAUUCCGAAAGGCUAUUUUGCUGUAUAUGUUGGAGUAGGCCAGAAAAAGAGAUUCGUUGUUCCUAUUUCCUACUUAAAGAACCCUACGUUUCAGGAGUUGUUGUCUCAGGCAGAAGAAGAGUUCGGAUUUGACCAUCCUAUGGGUGGACUCAUCAUCCCUUGUAAAGAAGAAGUCUUCAUCAGCCUAACUUGUAGUUUCUAGUCUGAUAAGUGAUGUAAAACACCGACUGACCCUGUCAACCAAUUUUGAAUAGAAGAUUGCAUGCUUCAGUAGGUUGUCUUUGCGAACCAUGAAAUAGAAAACCAUACAUUAUAUGGAAGCAAGUUUCUUCAGGCAUGUCUGUGUUAGUUUCUCCUCUGUAUGAUGGCUGAAUUUCUAUAGCUUCUAAAUCUGCAUAUCUGCACAA
Molecule: messenger RNA, 475 nt
Organism: Punica granatum (pomegranate)
Lineage: Eukaryota; Viridiplantae; Streptophyta; Magnoliopsida; Myrtales; Lythraceae
Source: RefSeq, a predicted model, not a curated record